AUGGCGUCAUUCAAUCAAAGUGCAUCCGAACUACCAACGCUAAAUGGGAACAUGUCUGAUACGCUUGCAGAUGGCACUUUCUGCAGCGCCGAAUGGGAUGAUCUGUGGACCACAUACACACAACACGUUCACUAUCCCCUCCGUACGUUCAUUUGCAUUGUGGGCUGUGUAACAAACGUCGUAAAUUUGUUCAUUUUUACAAGAUCCGAGAUGCUGAACCCAACAAAUUUACUGCUUUCCGUCCUGGCAGCUGUUGACUUCCUUUGCGUUUUUCGGAAAGCUGUUGACCUGUUGUGGAAAUUUCAACGGCAAUGUUGGAUCAAAAAUGAGGGAUCGAAUGUAGAAGAUUGGAUUAAUGAAAUUUGUUUUUACCUGUUUCACACCUGGUCGAUUUAUAUGACAGUUGCGGUGGCUCUCUGGCGAUUAGUCGGUAUUCUCAGACCGGUGCAAAGUCGUUAUUGGCUUUCCUACAAAAAGGCUGCAAUUGUCACUGCGAUUUUUAUUGGCUUUGCAACACUGCUCGUUCCUCUAGUAUUCGCUGCAUCAACCGUUGAGCAGUACUAUAUGAAGCGAGAUCCAGCGUUUGACGGCCAUCAGUUAAAAAGUGAUAAAAAUUGUGGAAAUGAUCCAAAUAGUGUAUUGACACAGACGGAUUUUGGUGGAAAGUGGCAAUUGUGGAUUCUAAUCUCAUAUGCAUUCUAUCCGGUGGAGCGGCAGCAGCUCCACCUGUUAUCAUUUCUCUGUGCAGAUAUUGACAGUGACAAACGUUUCUUUUUCAUGUCUUUCAUAUGCAGGUUGCUGAUAAAGCUGAUUCCAUGUUUGGUGCUGUUGGUUUGCACUAUUCUACUGGUAAUGUCGCUGAAAGUUGCAGCAAGAAACCGGUUGGCACUGUUUGAAGAUCAGAAAACUGAACCCCUCUCGUCAAGGCAAUCCAAGAAGUUUUACCACACAGGCAACAACAAUCCCCGUGGAGACGAGAUCAACGACUUUGGAGAACACACCACACUAAGGACUGCCACGUGUCGCACUAACACAAUCGCGUCAUGAGACAAGAGAGAAGAUUCGCUGCGCUCUGUAACAAGGGAAUUCCUAAGAACAACGAAAAUGUUGAUCAUUUUACUGAUUGUAUUUCUUGUGACCGAGCUACCGCCAGGCAUUUUCACCUUUUGUGUUGGUUUAGCGGGGUCAAACGAAUUCUUUGUGCAAUGUUACAUGCCGAUAAAGUCGUUCCUUCAUACAAACGAGUAUAUAAGCAGCUCGGUUGGGUUUUUCAUUUAUAUGAACAUGAGCACAAAGUUCAGGCAAACGUUUUGCGAGCAAUUUAGGAUCGGAAACAGGACAAGACAACGAACAGUUGAAAUUGCGCUGUCUUCGGCUUCUGUUUAG
Messenger RNA from Bradysia coprophila, 1386 nucleotides. RefSeq lists its product as uncharacterized. Lineage: Eukaryota; Metazoa; Arthropoda; Insecta; Diptera; Sciaridae. The record is from RefSeq and is a predicted model, not a curated record.